Sphaeramia orbicularis (orbiculate cardinalfish) is the source of this 3653-nucleotide messenger RNA. RefSeq names its product toll-like receptor 13. The record is from RefSeq and is a predicted model, not a curated record. Gene Ontology annotation, biological process: toll-like receptor signaling pathway; inflammatory response. NCBI's taxonomy places the organism in Eukaryota, Metazoa, Chordata, Actinopteri, Kurtiformes, Apogonidae. The coding region runs from base 28 to 2952 and encodes 974 amino acids. The transcript has 4 exons. Gene Ontology annotation, cellular component: plasma membrane. Gene Ontology annotation, molecular function: signaling receptor activity; protein binding.
CGUCAUGUCUUCUGCUUGUGAUAAAACAUGUUCGUCCACAGAAACCGAACAUCAGACUCAGCUCAGAGGUUCAUAAAGAAAAGGGAACAAACCCUGAGUCCAAUGAAGACCAAAAAGACGACAGCGGCGGUCGGUGGAUGGAGUCUGUUCCUCUUCUCACUUCUGCUUUAUGCGACGCCUUCAAUGACUUUUUCACUGAAAAACUGCACUAUUUCCUACUCUGAGAAUCCAUCCGAUAUGAGUGUGAUGUGUUUUAAUUAUAGCCUGGUGUCGAUACCCGACGACAUCCCCCGAAACUCGACAACGCUAGAUCUCGGCAUGAACAGCAUCUCUACGAUCAACACCACCGAUUUAAGGAAUCUGUCAAAGCUCAAGUUUCUCUGCAUUAAUAAUAAUAUGGUUUUUGAGGUGAAUGAUGGAUCUUUUGCAGAUCUGGAGCAGUUGCAGACUCUGCUCAUGGACGCAAACCAACUCACAAACCUGACGGAUCACAUGUUUGAAGGACUGUCAAGUUUAAUUUUGCUGUCUCUGCAGAGGAACAGCAUCUCGUCCAUCUCCCCGGUGGCGUUUAGAUCCUUAUCGAGUUUAAAGACAUUACAGCUGAAGUCCAACCGACUGCACCAGAUCAGGGACAUUAGGACAAUCUUUCAGAUACUGGAUUUGAAGGAUUUGUCCCUCAGCGACAACCAGUUGACUUCUAUUCAAUCCCAAGAUCUUCCUUUUGACACAAUCAAUAUCACAACUCUAGAUCUGAGUCAAAAUCCACUCAGAAGGUUUAGCAUCACCAGAGAUAAGUUCCCUCACCUUCAAUCCCUCGACUUCACCAAGUGCACUUACAACAUUGAAUGGGACGUAGCAAAUACUACAUUUCUGAGGAGCUUGACCAGUUUACACUUGAGUGGACUUCAAAUUAAUUUGGCAACAUACAGAGUCAUGAUUAACAGCACCGACUCGCUGCAGACGCUAGUCAUGAGCUCCAUGGGGACCGGGUUAGCCAAACACUUGGUACAUGUUUCCUGCUUCAAGCCGUCACUAAGGAUUCUCAAAGUGCAGUUUUGUGAAAUACAUUCAGUCGAUGACAACCUGCUUCAACCUUGUUAUCGGCUCACGGAGCUGCGAAUAACAGCCAGUCAAAUGUCUAAAAUGUCGGAACAAUCACUCAGUUCCAUGACACGCCUCAGGGUUUUGGGUUUAAUCGGGAACUGGCUGCCUAAAGUACCGCUGACAGUACGAGGACUGUCCACGCUGGAAACCCUGGCCCUCAACUCCAAUCACAUCACUGAGCUCAACUGCCUCGACUUUGCAAACAUGACAAAGUUAAAAGAACUUGACCUUGAGUACAAUUACAUUUUCAGACUCCAAGAAUGUGUCUUUCAAAACUUGCAAAAUUUAAGAGUUCUUAAUAUUGGAAAGAAUUCCAUUUUCGCUCUUGAAAACAGCUUCAAGGUCAAUAUGCAGAAGCUGGAAAUCUUAAAUUUGCGCAGUAACGAUGCCAUGAGCUUCAAGCGAGGAGAGUUUAGGAAUCUAUCCUCCCUUCGUUUUCUGGACCUACAGUCAAAAAUCCGUUACAUCGUGUAUAACAAUGCUUUUGAAGGACUUGAUCAUCUUCAGGCUCUCAGCGUUUCAACAUACCGUUACAAGAAGGAGCUUUUCCAUGGACUGAAACAUCUACAAAACCUGACGUUACAUCUGACAUUCCAUUGGAACUGGAUGAGGUCUGGACUUAACAAUGACCCACCGUUCUCAAGUUUACCAAACCUGAAAAGGCUCAAGCUGAAGGUUUACAACCGGCUUCUGUUCACUCACAUUUAUCCAGACCUACUCAGUGGUCUGGACUGUUUGGAGGACUUCAGCGCCGAUAACUUCUUCCAGAAAGCAGUGCAUCCAGACACAUUUAAGUACACCCCUCACCUGCAGAGUCUUCAGAUCAUCUACUGUGAGUUGUCGGUUUUACCUCCUGAACUCUUUCAUCAUAUUCCAAAGCUGCAGGUGCUCGAUCUCUCCAAAAAUAAUUUCCGGUCUUUGGAUUUCUUGGCCCAGUCCAACCUCAUGGAACUGAGCCAGUUGAUAAUUACGGAGAAUAAACUGUCAAUAAUAAACGAGACCAUCUUUCUAAUGCUCCCAUCAUUAAGGUAUCUGGACCUGAUGGACAACCCUUUAACCUGUGAAUGCACCAACGCCGGCUUCAACCUAUGGGUGCAUUACAACACCCAAACACAGGUGGUGAACGGUUACCAGUACCCCUGCGCCUUUCCCGUCGGUGAACAAGGAAGAAAGUUCCUGGACUUUGACGCCCACUCCUGUUGGGUAGAUGCCAGUUUUAUUUGCUUCAUCUCUACCUCGUCCCUGAUUGUGUUUGUUCUUUUCACUUCCCUUUUCUACAAUUCUCUGAGAUGGCACGUAGUUUACGCCUACUACCUGUUCCUGGCAUUUCUCUAUGAUACCAAGAACAGGAAAAGAGGCGUUCACUAUCAAUAUGACGCCUUCAUUUCCUACAACGUUCAGGAUGAGGAGUGGGUUUACAGGGAAAUGUUGCCGGUGCUGGAAGGUGAACAGGGCUGGAGGCUCUGCUUGCACCACCGAGACUUUGAACCAGGGAAACCCAUCGUCGACAACAUCACCGACGCCAUCUACGGCAGCAGGAAAACCAUCUGCGUGAUCAGCCGCUGUUACCUGCAGAGUGAAUGGUGUUCCAGAGAGAUCCAGAUGGCCAGUUUCCGUCUUUUUGACGAGCAGAAGGACGUCCUGGUCCUGGUUUUCCUGGAGGACAUCCCAUCCUGGCAGCUGUCUCCUCACCAUCGGAUGAGGAAGGUGCUGAAGAAACGAACCUACCUGAGCUGGACCCGGUUCGCUCCACAAACUGGCCUGUUCUGGCAGAACCUGAACCGAGCCCUGAGGACCGGAGACAAGGCCGCAGACCAGGACCGGCCCGUCGGACCGGACCUGAUGUAGGCACCACCGUCCACCGCCGAGGUUCCUCCUCCAAGAAACACAGGAAAAAGAUCCUGACAGAGGAAAAAAUAUAAAACAUGUGGUCAUAUUUAGAGAAAAACGGAACCUUUUAUAGAAUAAAGCUGCAGUUUGAGUUUCAUUAUACUUUCAUUUGUUAUCCUGAUAUAGUUGUUUGUUUUUUUUGCAUAAAUCAUUGCAUUUUCAACAUGAAUCAACAACAACAAACAUGAAUCAGGAUGAAACCAUGUGAUGGGGUGUCAAACAUGUGGCCCAUGGGCCAAAACCAGCCACCGAAGGGUCCAGUUUGUAUUUAAUUUAUAUUCUUUUUUUCUUUUUUGUGUGUUGUGUUUAUUUGCUAGGGGAGGUAUUUAUUUAAGGCUUUUUGGCUUCUAACCUCUCCUGUACAAUGGCGUCACUUGCAUAAUUCUUUUAUUCCCUUCUUGUUGUUUGUGAUGUACAAAUAAAUAAAUAAAUAUUCACAUUUUUAAAUGAUAGUUUGUAGAUGUAAACUUUUACAUUAUGUAUUUUUUUCUUUUUACUAAAACGUAGAGAAAAGUUUGGAGUUGACAUUACCUAUAGGUUAUGAUGUAAUUAUUUUCCUGGUUUGAGCUGUUUGAGCUCAUAUAAGGCUGAAUGUGGAACCUGAACUAAAAUGACUUGAACAUGCCUGUGAUAUUUGUCUGAAUGUUUGACUUGGAUAA